Molecule: messenger RNA, 945 nt
Organism: Danio rerio (zebrafish)
Lineage: Eukaryota; Metazoa; Chordata; Actinopteri; Cypriniformes; Danionidae
Gene: mmab
Product: metabolism of cobalamin associated B
Biological process (GO): cobalamin metabolic process
Molecular function (GO): corrinoid adenosyltransferase activity
Source: RefSeq, marked provisional
AGGAGUCAAAUGUGUGAAUCGUAAACACAGGAAGCGCGAUUGAAAAUGUUUUAGCGUGUUAAAAUGUCAUCUCUCGUUACCAGGUCCACAAGUCUUCACCGUGUCCUUCGCUUAGGGACAUGUAUGAACAUAAAGCAGAUGCGUGUGUGUGGGGAUAGAGGAAGAUAUGCCAGCAGUACAUCAGAGGAAAACAGAAGAAUUCCCAAGAUAUACACUAAAACUGGGGAUAAAGGUUUCUCCAGUACCUUCACAGGUGAGAGGAGACCCAAGGAGGAUCAUAUAUUUGAUGCUUUGGGAACAACAGAUGAAUUAUCAUCAGCAAUAGGGUUAGCACGAGAAUUUUGCAUUGACAGCGGCCAUUCAUUCACAGAUCAGCUGGAGAAGGUCCAGUGUGUACUUCAGGAUGUAGGAUCCAAUAUCGCCACUCCUCGCUCAUCAGCAAGAGAGAGUCACAUAACGAAAACAAAGUUCAGCUCUCAGUCUGUGUCUGAACUGGAGAAGUGGAUUGAUUCCUUCACAGAGGAGCUUCCGCCGCUCACCAGCUUCAUACUCCCUUCUGGCGGUAAAAGCAGUGCAGCUCUACAUGUGGCCAGAGCAGUGUGCCGAAGAGCUGAACGCUGUGUCGCUCCUGUUGUCCGUUCAGGUGAGACAGAUCCUGAAGUUGCCAAAUAUCUGAACAGAUUGAGUGACUACUUGUUCACAGUGGCUAGAUAUGCUGCAAUGAAAGACGGUAAUGCAGAAACCAUUUACAAAAGGCAGGAAUAAAGGACGAAGACAGCAAACUUGAAUUUGAACAAUUUGUUUAUGUUUAUUUAUAUGUGCGCAUUUGUGUACGUGUAUUCAAACACUUUAGGGAUCAAUAAUCAUUAAGGCAAUGUCUGUUCUAGAUACUUUACUGAUAAUAGUCCUGUGGAAUUAUUAAAAUAUCAAUUACAUUUUGAUGGA